Canis lupus familiaris (dog) is the source of this 2070-nucleotide messenger RNA. It is a transcript of the gene SH3GLB2, whose product is annotated as SH3 domain containing GRB2 like, endophilin B2. The transcript has 14 exons. Gene Ontology annotation, molecular function: protein binding. Gene Ontology annotation, cellular component: membrane; cytoplasm. Bases 123 to 1484 code for a protein of 453 amino acids. Gene Ontology annotation, biological process: membrane organization. The record is from RefSeq and is a predicted model, not a curated record. Lineage: Eukaryota; Metazoa; Chordata; Mammalia; Carnivora; Canidae.
GGCGGGUGUGCUGAGGGGGGGCGCACCGGCAGCAGGUGGGCGGGGUGCGGGCCGGCGGCGGCGACCGGCUGGGAGCUGCCAGGCUGCGCUCGCGUUGAGCGCGGCCGGCCAUACGUCGCGCCAUGGACUUCAACAUGAAGAAGCUGGCGUCGGACGCGGGCAUCUUCUUCACCCGGGCGGUGCAGUUCACAGAGGAGAAAUUCGGCCAGGCUGAGAAGACUGAGCUGGAUGCACACUUUGAAAACCUUCUGGCCCGGGCAGACAGCACCAAGAACUGGACAGAGAAAAUCCUACGGCAGACAGAGGUGCUGCUGCAGCCCAACCCUAGUGCCCGAGUGGAGGAGUUCCUGUAUGAGAAGCUGGACAGGAAAGUGCCCUCCAGGGUCACCAACGGGGAGCUACUGGCGCAGUACAUGGCAGAGGCAGCCAGUGAGCUGGGGCCCACCACUCCCUAUGGGAAGACACUAAUCAAGGUGGCAGAAGCUGAAAAGCGCCUGGGAGCUGCAGAGAGGGACUUUAUCCACACAGCCUCCAUCAACUUCCUGACACCUCUGCGCAACUUCCUGGAAGGGGACUGGAAGACCAUUUCGAAGGAAAGACGUCUCCUCCAAAACCGACGUCUAGACUUGGAUGCCUGCAAAGCACGGCUGAAGAAGGCUAAGGCCGCAGAAGCCAAAGCCACGUGUGAGGGAGAUACGGUGCCUGACUUUCAGGAGACUAGACCGCGUAAUUACAUUCUCUCGGCCAGCGCCUCCGCGACUCUGGAUGACACUUCCUGCCCCCCUUCUUGGGCCGAGUGGAAGGAGGAAUAUCCUGGAGGGUGGAGACUGCCCUGUUUUUUUCUUUUGCCAUUGAACCCCAGUGUGACUCGGGCACGAGGCUGCCUUUCUCUGCCGAAGGACAGAAAGCUCUGGAAUGAUGAGGUGGACAAGGCCGAGCAGGAGCUCCGGGUGGCCCAGACGGAGUUUGACCGGCAGGCAGAAGUGACCAGACUCCUGCUGGAGGGGAUCAGCAGCACCCACGUGAACCACCUCCGCUGCCUCCAUGAGUUCGUGGAAUCCCAGACUACAUACUACGCGCAGUGCUACCGCCACAUGCUGGACUUACAGAAACAGCUGGGCAGCUCCCAGGGAGCCAUAUUCCCAGGCACCUUCGUGGGUACCACAGAACCUGUGUCCCCGCCCCUGAGCAGCACCUCACCCACCACCGCCGUGGCCACUAUGCCUGUGGGCCCCUCUGUGGCUGGGCUGGCCCCACCGGGAGAGGCCGCCCUCCGCCUAGAGGUGACCCCACCCGCCAGCGGGACCCGGAAGGCCCGGGUGCUCUACGACUACGAGGCAGCCGACAGCAGUGAGCUGGCCCUGCUGGCAGAUGAGCUCAUCACCGUCUACAGCCUGCCUGGCAUGGACCCGGACUGGCUUAUCGGCGAGAGAGGCAACAAGAAGGGCAAGGUCCCGGUCACCUACUUGGAGCUGCUUAGCUGAGCCAGCCCCUCCCAGGCCCCUGCCCACUCUGGCCUGGGCUGGAGGAUGGGACCAGCCGUGCCACUUGUCCACGGGUGACUCAGCUGCUUGGGGUGGGGACACUGGCCCCAUCCUGUCCGUGCCCCCGGCCAUUCAGCCCCGCUUCUGGAGCCCCUUGCCCUACCUGCCUCCCCUGAGCACCCUGGCUCCCCCGCCCUCCCAGCUCCAGCUAAGGAGGGAGGGCCUGGCUGCAGUGCUGGCCUCCACACUGCACCAUGGCCCCUGCAGGAAGCCGGGGUACACCUCUGGCAAGAGAGCACCUGCCUUUUGGUUGCCAAGAGCAGCAAGGUAGGGGAGGCAGACCAGUGUGGCAGGCCCGGGCCAGGUGCCGGCCCCUCUGGAUGGACCAGAGCGGAGGGGCGACUGGCCGGAGCAGCGUCUCCCAGGGCUGCCCUCCCCUCCCGUGCGCACGUGGACAGCUCCUGCCGGGCUCCAUGGCUGCAGCCUGCACCUCUCCACCCUCUUUUUAACUUUAACUGAUCUUUUUACUCUGCCUGUCUGCUUGCUCUCUGGCCAGUGACAAAUAAUAAAUCCUCCUUCCUGUGCA